Molecule: messenger RNA, 597 nt
Organism: Homarus americanus (American lobster)
Lineage: Eukaryota; Metazoa; Arthropoda; Malacostraca; Decapoda; Nephropidae
Product: DNA-directed RNA polymerase II subunit RPB1-like
Exons: 1
Coding region: 1-597 (198 amino acids)
Source: RefSeq, a predicted model, not a curated record
AUGGCCAGAUAUAAUAUCCUCAGAGUCGAUAAUCCUCACCCAAACAGUCACCUGCAGUCUUCACCUAACAGUCAACAGUCAUCACACAGUCACCUACCUACAGUCAACAGUCUCCAGUCAUCACACAGUCAUCUACCUCGAGUCAACAGUCUCCAGUCCUCACAUAGUCGCCAUCUACCGACAGUCAACAGUCUCCAGUCAUCACACAGUCACCUAUCUACAGUCAACAGUCUCCAGUCAUCACACAGUCGUCAUCUACCUCGAGUCAACAGUCUCCGGUUACUCACACAGUCACCUACCCACAGUCAACAGUCUCCAGUCAUCACACAGUCACCUACCUACAGUCAACAGUCUCCAGUCAUCACACAGUCGUCAUCUACCUCGAGUGAACAGUCUCCAGUCAUCACACAGUCGCCCUCUACCGACAGUCAACAGUCUCCAGUCCUCACACAGUUAUCACCUACCUACAGUCAACAGUCUCCAGUCAUCACACAGUCACCUAUCUACAGUCAACAGUUUCCAGUCCUCACACAGUCUUCACCUACCUACAGUCAACCGUCUUCAGUCCUCACACAGUCGUCACCUACCUACAGUUAA